AUGACGAACCGAGAAGAAGCCGAGGCGCAGAUGUCGGAAUUAGACCUGCUCUCUAGCAUGUUUCCCUCCGAGGAAGAGUUUGUUGUGACUGACCAGCUGGCUGUGGCAGAACUCAAGCACUAUGCUGAAAACGAGUCUGCAGAGAUGCCGUCUUCAAAAGUUCAGUUUAUACUGAACGUAAAGCCAGAAGUGCCUGAUGCCUCUACGGUGGAAUUCUCUAUGGUCUGUGCUUUACCUUUUAAAUAUCCCACCGUUCUACCAGAAGUUACUGUGAGGUCAUCGUUAUUAAGCCGUUCUCAGCAGGUUCAUCUGAACUCUGAUCUGAAAAUGUACUUGAUGCAAAACUGCAGUGGUGAGCCCUGCAUGUUGACUGCAAGGGAAUGGGUUAAAGACCAUGGAGCUGCUUAUAUUGACAAAGAGAUUUCAUCUUCCUCGUUGACAACAUCAAAUGCCACACAGUCAGAAGAUGUCACGUUCACUCGGCUGUGGAUCUACAGUCAUCACAUUUAUAACAAGCAAAAAAGAAAGAAUAUUAUUGACUGGGCCAAGGAGCUUUCUCUGUCAGGGUUUUGCAUGCCAGGGAAACCAGGUGUUGUUUGUGUUGAAGGUCUACUAAGUAGUUGUGAAGAGUUCUGGUCAAGAGUAAGACGAUUGACAUGGAAAAGGAUUCUUAUUCGACACAGGGAAGAUGUUUCUUUGGAAGGUGGAGGGCAUGCUGAGAUUCAGAAACAAAGAAAGUUCUCCACUUUGGAAGAAAAAUGUUUUGAUGCACAUGGUGCCAGAGGAAAUCAUAUGGAUUUGGGGCAGCUGUAUCGGUUUUUAGAAGAAAAAGGAUGUGCUGACAUUUUUCAGAUGUACUUUGGGGUUGAAGGGCAGUGA
This is a messenger RNA of Chaetura pelagica (chimney swift), 879 nucleotides long. RefSeq names its product RWD domain containing 2B (gene RWDD2B). The record is from RefSeq and is a predicted model, not a curated record. NCBI's taxonomy places the organism in Eukaryota, Metazoa, Chordata, Aves, Apodiformes, Apodidae. Gene Ontology annotation, molecular function: protein binding. The transcript has 4 exons. Bases 1 to 879 code for a protein of 292 amino acids.